AUGACACGCCUCAGAGGUUGCGAUUUGCCAACAAUUCAGGCUGUUUCUCGUCACUUUCUUUCCCGUCACCCCGUUGGUGCUCCCACCUCGAAAUGUACAGGCUUGGACGCCUCUGUUCCUGUCGCUCUAGUUCAUCUCAUGGCUGGUAAUGUACUAGCUGCGAUUGAGCAGAUUGGCCGAGCCCGUAGCGUUACUCCUGAUCCUAAGGUGGAUGGAGCGCUCCGUUCUGUUGCUGGCUUGGCUUGGGAAGUGGUUGCAAAUCAUGAGGACUGCCAAUCAAGGUCAAUUUUGUCUGCUGCAUUCAAGUGCUUGCCGAUUACAAACACACAGAAACGCAACAGUCAGUUACGGCGGUUGUGGCCUAUGGUGUGGGACGAGCCAGGUGUACAAGACGCUUUGACAGCUGAUGAGAAGCUUGAUAUUCUGGAAUCAUGGGUGGCUCCAACAAAAUGCAUAACAAGCGUUGAGAUUCCUGGCGCAGCACUGCGUUCCGUUGGUAGUAACAACUUCUCUAAACUUCGAGUAUGGGCCAGAUGUAGUCAUGUGGAACCGGCAGUUGUGGGUGUUGCCGUCUCCGAUUGCAGUGCCUGUGCCGAGGAGUGGGCUGACAUGAUUAGAACCACAAUGAGCAGUGAAGGCGUUGGUCGCUAG
Molecule: messenger RNA, 651 nt
Organism: Ostertagia ostertagi
Lineage: Eukaryota; Metazoa; Nematoda; Chromadorea; Rhabditida; Trichostrongylidae
Source: the annotation of a GenBank genome assembly